This is a messenger RNA of Periconia digitata, 1710 nucleotides long. The record is from the annotation of a GenBank genome assembly. NCBI's taxonomy places the organism in Eukaryota, Fungi, Ascomycota, Dothideomycetes, Pleosporales, Periconiaceae.
CUUUUCCGCCGCCUGACCAUAUACGUACAUACAUCACCGCGUCAAUACAGACAGACAGACAGACAUACAUACAAAUCUAUACCAAGUAGUAUGCGAAGACCUUCCGCAUGCAACACGUGCCGUGCUCGACGACGCAAAUGCAACUAUCCCACCACUGGCGACUCCUCAGUGUGUGAGUAUUGCUCUGCUAGGGGUCUAUCAUGCAUUCAGGCGCCGCCUGAGGGGGGCUUCUAUGCUCAGCGACAGGCCAGACAGGAGGCUGCAUCGUCCCAGGCACUCUCUUCAGCGCAACCAUGUCAUGAGAGAAUUACACGUGAUCAUCAAACUCCACAUGUCGCUGCAGCACUGCCGCAGAUAUCACUUCGGCUCCAUCUGGUCGGACUCUAUUUCGACUACAUCCACGACCAAUUCCAUUCCAUGUUCCAUCGUCCCUCCUUUACCCAGGACGUAGCCAAUGACCGCACUCCUGCCAUUCUCCUUUUCGCCAUUUUUGCCCUCUCAUCCAGGUUCUCGGAUGACCCACUGUAUGCAGGAAUUGACCCCAAAGACCGAGGGGAAGGUUACCGGGCUACUGCCGAGAAUCUCCUCAACAUACGCGACAUCACACCCAUAACCGUACAGGCUUGUAUACUCCUGGGCGCCUAUGCGGCAGCAAGUGGUGAUACUGAUGUCGAGAACCUCUACUAUGGCCUCGCUGGUCGUAUUUGUCUUGCACUGGAUCUACCAAACCGACCGGUCGCCAGCUUGCUAGAGCGCGAGCUCAAUAUUAGAGUAUGGUGGACGAUUUGCAUGGUCGACGUUUGGUCAUCGACCGCUGUAAGACUUCCACCGAUUAUGCCUACAAGCAGCAAUGCCCCGCUACCGAUAGAUGAGAUCCCAUUCUCGUCCAUGAGCACCGACAUCAUCUCCAGCUUCAUUAACAACCCGGCAACACACCAAACGCCGCUACUCGCCGAGAUGAUCAAGUUGAACAGAUUACUGGCCAAGAUAGUCGAGCUAAAUAGUAGGUGCGUCUCCGAACACCUUGAAGGACAGUCUUUGGAGCUGGCGGUACAGGAGUUGUCUCGUGAAUUGCGGCAUUGGCUCGAGAGUCUGCCGUCACAUAUGAGAGACACGCCCGACAAUUUCCAAUGGUUUGCUUCCCGGGGUCUUGGCCGGUUUUUUGCAGCUGUAUAUCUCGGAUACUAUCACUAUGGUCAGCUCCUCAACUACCAGUUUCUGGGUGCAGAGGCUUCAACUAUACCCAGCGUUUAUGCCGAAGACUGCAAGCAUCAUGCUAUCGGGCUAUGUGAAAUUGUCUAUCGAUCCUUUGCCACCCCGGGAAGCGAGGCACUGUAUUCAGCUGUGUCGCACAUUCUUGUCAUCGCGUCGACUGUUCAAAUCCACACAUUGCUUUUCUCGGGUGAUGAGAGACAGAUCCGUCAAGCCAAGUCUCGACUGGAACGCAAUUUCGAGAUACUACUACAACUACGAUCCUACUGGCCCAGUGUGGAUAGUGCGAUGAGUCGUUUGCGUGCCUUUCAUCAGACUUGUUUACGAAGCAAGGAGACGAGCUUCGUGUUGGACCGAUGGCUGUUGCGAUUUCUGGUGCAAUUCGCACCACACAUGGAACUUGAGCCUAGAGACAACGAUCCCGACUACCAGGCACUAUUGGCGCUAUCAAAGCAGUCGCCGCUGUCUACUCAUUCGGGGACCGAUCUUGUGGGUUGA